AUGUCCUGCAGUUUGUUUGAGUUCUGUCGGCUUCAGGAGCUGAAAACUGUCAAAGAUUAUUUGUUUCAAAGUCAGAAAACAGAAGUUGAGGAAGAAAAACCUCAAACAGAUGAGUUGACUUGGGACACCUCUGACUGGGAGUCUGCCUGGGACAAUGACGUUAAGGAGGAGGAGAAUGCAGCAACUCCCUCUUCUACAGCAGAGGACGGGCCGCAGCAGACUGCACCUGGGUGGCUCCAGAACUGCAUCGUUGCCCUUUCCCCCUGCUCCGAUUUGUUAGUUAUUGCUCGAGAACAGAAGGCCGUGUUUCUUUCAGCCAAAUGGCGCACAGAUGACGGUGGUCGAGAGGAGAUGACUCUGGCGGUAUCUUGGUCUGGAAUACUUAGUGAAGAAGGGGAGUCUGUGAGCAGUGCCAUUUGCAUUCCUCUGGCCAGUCAGAAAAGAUCCUGA
Messenger RNA from Knipowitschia caucasica, 450 nucleotides. NCBI's taxonomy places the organism in Eukaryota, Metazoa, Chordata, Actinopteri, Gobiiformes, Gobiidae. The record is from the annotation of a GenBank genome assembly.